AUGAGGAAACGUAGAAGCCUAUCCAAGUCGAAGAGGAACUUCUCUUCUCACCUCAGGCUGAGCUACCUUCUUCUGAAGGUUCGCGGUCCCUCAUUGGCCACAGCAGCAGACGAUAUCCUCACCCUGCGAGGACACCCAGCUGUGCCUUCACCGACCAACUCGCCACGCAUCUGCCAAUGUGAAGCUCACCGUUCAUCAUCUGUUGCAAUGCAAUAA
Messenger RNA from Nezara viridula (southern green stink bug), 216 nucleotides. Lineage: Eukaryota; Metazoa; Arthropoda; Insecta; Hemiptera; Pentatomidae. The record is from the annotation of a GenBank genome assembly.